CUGAGCCAAAAGAUGGCUCAUAUGUGCAUUUUAUUCUAUGAAGAACAGAGAAACUGAAGUUAUGCAUCUUUUCCAGCCAAUUUUGGUUAUAGGAUAAUGGACAAGGUUUCGGGCCCUUGAUACUGGUACACACCCCUAUGGAUCAAAUAUGUCUUUAAUGGAGCUUCAGGACAAAAGUGAGCAUGUCUACAGGAGCACUGGCCUCAGGAGACAGACGAGUGCUGAGAUAGUGUCAGAAGCUCGUCGCUCUCUCAGAACUCUUGCCACACAGCGGCCUUUCACACCUCAGGAGAAGCAUCGGCAGCUCUUUGGAGAAUCAUCUUCUCGUGCACGUGAUGGACGACCACCGUCUGCAUUCAGUCUACAUGCCCAACAUUUUGAAGCUCCUGACUCCAGGCCAGGCUCUGGAACUCGUCUCAGCCCACUGGAACAUAAACCCAGGCUGUCUGUGUCCCUGGAUGAGGAUGGCGGUGUUGAUGAAGCAACUCUCCCCAAACCCCCAGCUGAACGAGGGAAUACAAGAAUAGGAUCAGGAGGUUCUCGAGCCAAACUGCUUAGAGCAGCAUCCAUAAACAGGCUACCACCCGUGACACCAAACACAAAGAAUAUGUCUCUAGAGGCAAGGAUUGGAGCAGACCAACCAGGUGACAGAGAAAAGUUGCAAUGUUCUGAUAUUACAGAGCAUACAACAAAUUCUUCCUCUGAAACAGACCUGCACAUACUUACUAAACACAGGAUACUGCAAAAUGAUGUAUCCAGUGCAAGAGGAUCAAAACCAGAAGUCAAGCUUGGGCAUGGAGACACAGGAGAUGACAGCAUGGAUGAAUCUAUGUUCUGGAACACUAAAGUUCUUCCUGUCCUUCAUGAAUUUGAGUCUUUUGCACCAGGUGAUGCCGUAUCAGAUGAGACUGUGGGAGAGCUGUGUAAUGCAUGCAGUGGUCUCCAUGAUGCGCUGACAGAGAGAGGCAUGCUGGGAAGGCAGUUUAAAAAGAGGUCCUCCAUCCUUAGAACACUCUUCAGGCUUAUAGAUGUGGGAUCGGAUCGACUUAACCUAACAUUAGCCAAACUUAUUCUGGCACUCAAUGUGAGUGGAAACAACUUGCUGAACAUCUGCAAACUCGUCUUCAAAAUCAGCCGGAACGCUAGUAAUGACGCCCUGUUCCUCAACGACGGCAUCCUAGACUCCCUUCUGACUCUGCUCCACUGUGAGGAUGUGUGGAGUAAAGGUGAAGCCGUGCUGUACUGUGUCGGCUCACUGAAGCUCCUCUCAGGGAACAGCGCCCUCUCCAGGCUGCUGCUUUCUAAAGGCUUCAUCGGUGUAUUGCUGCAGCUGUCAAAGAGACUGAUGCAUGGUCCAUCUUCAACUUCAGCUAACAUAACUUCUCACAGGUCAGAGGCAGAAGGUCAGCGUAUCAUCGCAGGACACACACUGGUACAGGUCACAGCAGCUUUGAGAAAUAUAGCUGACCAGUCAGAGUCUCGGCCUUCCUUCCUGUCCAACAAAGCAUUCUCUACUCUUUGCUUAAUUCUGGAGAACCACUGCAAAGACCUUGACAUCUGCAUUAAUGUGGCCCGAAUAUUCAGCAAGCUGUCCACCUACACUGAAUGCUGUCAUGCACUAGCUGAGACACCACGUUGCUGCGGCCUAUUUUUGGACCUGCUAAGCAAACACGGCAGGAAACAGGAUCUAGUAGUGCGUCUCCUGUUCACACUAGGAAAUCUGACAGCCAAGAGCACUGAAGCCAGAGAGAGAGUCUAUGAGGAGGAAGGCGGGAUAGAUGUCCUCUUAGAUCUUUUUCAGGUCUACCAGGAAACACCAUCGCCCCCUAAGCAAUGCCAUGCCCCUGAGAGAGAGGACGUCCUGGUCAAACUGAUCCGACUGCUUGCCAACCUGGCCAUCCAUCCCACCGUGGGCACGGCACUGGCUGCCAACACACUGUGUGUACAGCUGCUGCUGGAAGUGCUGGAGUGCAGGUGUGUGCAGGAGAGUGAAGAGUUAGUGAUUAAUGCUGUGGCCACCAUCAACAACCUGUCUUUCUACCAAGGCGAGAGCUCAGUGGUCCGUUCCCAGCACACACACAUCUCACAGUUGCUACUAAAACUCUUGCUGAGCUCCAGUAUGGAUGCUGUUUUGGAGGCCACACGCGUGUUUGGAAAUCUGUCGCAGAUCAAAGACAUGAGACACUUCAUCAUGCAGCACAAAGUGGAGCAGUAUGUGGUAACCCUCCUGGACUCCAAGACCCCUGAUGUGUGUUUCUCUGCAUGUGGAGUUCUCAUCAACCUAUCUGCAGAUCCAGAAAACAGGGCCAUGCUGAGGGCCACGGGAACCAUUCAGAAGCUUAUUGACUGUCUGCGUGACUUCGGGCCUCAGGACUGGCAUUUGGCUGCUGUGGUGUGUCAGACUCUGUGGAACUGCUCUUUAGAUGGAGAGCUGCAACACACUCAAGAGCUGUUGGAGAUCUUGCGGCUCUACACUGACAGAGGAGCUUUGCAGUGGUCUUCUGAUGAUGGAGUCAGACAGGUUCAGGAAGCAUGCUGGGAGCUGCUCUUUUUGCCUGUAGCUGAGAGGCUUAGACAGUGUUUUUAUAUUGAAGACACUACUGGCAUCAUUCCGUAAGCUCCACUGACACACUUCUCCUCUCCAGAUGUCACGCUUGUCUGUG
This is a messenger RNA of Sinocyclocheilus grahami, 2663 nucleotides long. It is a transcript of the gene armc2, whose product is annotated as armadillo repeat containing 2. Gene Ontology annotation, molecular function: protein binding. The coding region runs from base 149 to 2617 and encodes 822 amino acids. Lineage: Eukaryota; Metazoa; Chordata; Actinopteri; Cypriniformes; Cyprinidae. The record is from RefSeq and is a predicted model, not a curated record. Gene Ontology annotation, biological process: cilium organization; sperm axoneme assembly. The transcript has 18 exons.